AUGGACCAAACUCGGUCUGUCACAGUUGAACACGAUUGCAGAAAUACUUCCCCUUUACAGGCGAAUCUGCUCACUACAAGCAGUCUCGGUGACGCUCCCAUCAGUCAUUCGACUUCAGGACAGUAUGUUGCGCCAACCGGACAGGACGUGGAAGGCGACUCUCUCGACGACACCUACCUGACCUUCGAUGAGUUCGCGCAGAACGUGCUUGCUACGACGUCCGCACGACAGCUCCCACAACUCAAUACCAGCUACGCAUGGUCGCAACUAGGCUAUACGACACCAUCUGUUGUAGAGCAGCACAGCCCAUUCCCAAGCUCGAUCGACGUUCUAAAUUCACCAAAUACCACGGUGCCACCUGUGUUUCAGAUCAACAGAAUCACUGAGCGUAGUGUCGAUCUAUUUUUCAAGCACACCUAUCCGAUCUACCCGGUCAUCGAGGAGAGCAGUAUUCGUUCCAUAUUGUCAGGCUCUCGAGAACCCACGCUUGCGGAGUCCUGCCUUCUAUGGUCUAUUUGUGCCUUGACUCUUGUCACUGUGGAUUCUUGGCCAGCGAUGACCGUAGAAAGCAGAUCAGUCACCGCACGUAAAUACGUCCGACAAUGUCUCGACACCCGCAUGGCCAACAACUUCAUCGAAAGUGCCUCCAUCGAAGAUGUACUGGCUUCGCUCUUUAUUGCCGUGACGUACUUCGACCUGAAGUGUCGCAAGACGUCAUGGUUUCAUCUGAAGGAAGCGAUCACGCUGGGCCACUUUGUUGGUAUAACAUGUGCUGGUCAGAACUCAUUGCUGGACUCAAUGCAAAAGAUCAUCUACCAGCGCGUGUAUGCAUUAUUGUACAUCACAGAAAGGGGCGCGUGCAUACAUGACAAGUUUCCUGUGAGUAUCCUAGAGCCACCAGACCUACCCUACGUAGCUUUACCAGGAGAAGAACGUACGGUUUCACCCAGCCUUAGCGGUCUCUUCCAGCUCUUCUCUCUAUUGGACAUGAGCUUCAUCCAAGCGUGGACCGAGUCUUCACUAUCACCAAAUACUGCCACAAAGUUAGAGGAAUUACAACAGCAUCUCCGUCGUCCAAUCAGUGUCGAAGGAAUGAGCGAUAUACAACGCGCGAAUAUCUUGGUCACCCAACAGUGGCUACGUUUAAUGGUCUGGCAGACUGCUCUUAGGCUUGGUCUGGUCUCCUCAACUACUGUCAAUCCUACUUUCUCCUACACGUAUCCUGUGGAGAUCGCAACGUCACUUUGCGAGAUUCUGAAAACUCUGGCACCCAUAUCGAUUCAAGUACACGGUUUGGGCAUUUUCGAGAAGCAGUUUGAGAUAGCAUACUCACUGCUUGACGCGUUGACACUCUCAACCGUGUCUUUGCCUGGCGAUCAUCACGAAACUCUCCGAUCUCUCCUGCUGAGUUUAUCUGCGUCACCGACAUCUCGCGAAAUAUAUGUCCAUAUCCUCCAGAAAAAGAUUGGUCAAAGCUCAGGCAAAACAGUCGACCAGAAGUAUGUCCAUCUGGCUGAUGUCCAACUCCUGAGAGAGGAUCGCAACAGUCGUCAAAAUACAAGACGGUCAUCCGCGAUGUACCAGGGAGGACUAGAGCAGUGA
Aureobasidium subglaciale EXF-2481 is the source of this 1602-nucleotide messenger RNA. RefSeq lists its product as uncharacterized. The record is from RefSeq and is a predicted model, not a curated record. Bases 1 to 1602 code for a protein of 533 amino acids. Gene Ontology annotation, molecular function: DNA binding; zinc ion binding. The transcript has 2 exons. Gene Ontology annotation, biological process: DNA-templated transcription. Lineage: Eukaryota; Fungi; Ascomycota; Dothideomycetes; Dothideales; Saccotheciaceae.